Acanthoscelides obtectus is the source of this 7221-nucleotide messenger RNA. The record is from the annotation of a GenBank genome assembly. Lineage: Eukaryota; Metazoa; Arthropoda; Insecta; Coleoptera; Chrysomelidae.
CGUCAGUCAUUUUGUUGAAAAUGCUAGAAUGUCAAAAUAGAUUUUUCGUAUUAAUUUUAUCCACGUUAUCGUUAGUUUGCAACGAUGUUUAUUUAAUAGUAUAAGUAAAACUUUGAUCUUCGUGUGCGCGUGAAUGUGUGUUACUGAAGCUUUCAGGCGGUGUGUUAGUUUUUGUUGAAAGCGAGCCUCUAGCAGUAUCACGCAAGGUUGUACUCUUGUUCCAAGUUUCAUUGUUCUACCACUGUGUUUAAAUUCUAGUUUUAGCGUUACAGGGACUGUGAGUAUCACGUAAAAUUACAGACCUACUUUUCAUCCAGGCAUGUUCUUGUGACAGAACAAACUAUAUAGCUUUUAGAAGUAAGAUAACCAAACAUGUGGCAAAAUCAGGUUAUAAACAAUACCCAGAACAAAGAAAACCAAACCCAACGCAACUAUGAACGGAUCACUACUUUGGGUAUGACUUCAGCCAUCUCUGCUGCACACCCCAAACCGUCUGAUCUCACAAAAACUAAGGAAUUAGAGGAGUCUUUGAAGCCAUUCGAUGUGUUUGAAUCAGAACAAGAGAUGAACCAGCGUAUGGUGAUACUUGGGAAAUUAUACAACUUAGUGAAACAGUGGAUCAAAGAUGUAUCCGUCAGAAAUAAUAUGCCCGAAAAUGUUGCUGACAAUGUUGGAGGAAAGGUUUAUACAUUUGGAAGCUAUAGAUUAGGGGUUCACAAUAAAGGUGCUGACAUUGAUGCUCUAUGUGUAGCUCCUAGGCACAUUUAUAGAGAAGAUUUUUUCACAUCCUUCUAUGAGUUAUUGAAGCAACAGCCAGAAGUUACAGAUCUUAGAUCUGUAGAAGAAGCUUUUGUACCAGUAAUAAAAAUGAACUUCGAUGGGAUAGAAAUUGAUAUGCUGUUUGCAAGAUUGUUAUUAAAAGAAAUACCAGACUCUAUGGAUCUUCAGGACGAUCUGUUACUGAAAAACCUGGACCAGAAGUGUGUACGAAGCUUGAAUGGGUGCAGAGUUACAGACGAGAUAUUGAGGCUUGUUCCUAACAUAGAUAAUUUCAGGCUAGCCUUGAGGACCAUCAAAUUAUGGGCAAAAAGACAUGGUAUCUACAGCAAUGUUUUGGGUUACCUUGGUGGUGUUUCUUGGGCAAUGUUGGUAGCCAGAACAUGCCAGCUAUAUCCUAACGCAGCACCUGCAGUUUUGGUUCACAAAUUUUUCCUGAUAUUCUCAAAAUGGCAAUGGCCACAACCUGUUUUACUCAAACAACCAUCAAAUGUCAAUCUUGGAUUCAUUGUUUGGGAUCCCAGGGUGAACAUUCAAGACAGAUAUCAUUUAAUGCCCAUAAUUACUCCGGCAUAUCCUCAACAAAACUCAACAUUUAAUGUAUCAAUGUCAACAAGAACUAUCAUGGUAGAGGAAUUCAAACAAGGACUCUCGGUGACAGAUGACAUUAUGCUUGGCAAAUGCCCAUGGGACAAAUUAUUUGAGUCGCCGCCAUUUUUCCUAAAGUACAGGCAUUUCAUUGUGAUAUUAGUUAUGUCCAAGAACUCCGAUGAUCAUCUUGAAUGGUGUGGCUUGGUCGAAAGCAAAGUUAGGCUUCUUAUAACGAAUCUGGAAAGGAACCAAUUCAUAUCACUAGCUCACAUAAAUCCAGAGAGAUAUGAAAUGUUAGAGGCACAGAAAGAAGCAGAUACUCAUUGCUCCAUGUGGUUCAUUGGUCUUGAAUUCUCAAAAACUGAAAGUGUCAGUGUUAAUUUGACAAGGGAAAUUCAGAUUUUCACAGAGAAAGUUGAUAACCAUGCUAAUGAUUGUAACCUGUUGAAAGUUGGUAUGAGCUUAGAUGUCAGGUAUGUCAAAAGGAAACAGCUCCAUCAGUACCUACCACCUGGGCUGAUAAAGAGAGAGAGGAAAUCUAGUGGGGCAGGAAGUAAAUUCAGCCAACCAGAAAUCAGGAAAAGACAAUCUAGUGAACCAAUUCAAGAGGGAGAUACUCCAACUAAGAAGACUAGGUUAUCGGAACCAUCAUUCGACGAGAGUUCCAACACAUCGCUGACAAACGAUUCCAACAGCAACGUGAGCCUAGCCGAAUCCGAGGGUAACCUGAGCACAAGCGCAGCCUCAACGACGUCGCUGCUCUCCCCUCCACCGCCUUCAGCGGCCUCGCUGCCUGGCCCCUCGCCCGCCCCGACAGCUCCCGCCCCGCAGGAGGCGGUCUGCACUUGACCACGCCCAUCUUCGCAUCCCGCCGCAGCGGCGACGAUGUGUUAGGGCGGUACUUAGUGAGAUUGCGAUGUAAGUCGUAUGCGUGAGAUUAUGCGGUUCCUAGGUGUGGCUUUUGUUGUUUAAGUCGUCGGUUUCUGACCCCGAGGUUUUUCUCUUUUGAUUCUUAUUAAAUCGUUGAUAUAGAAUAAAAAUAUAAUCGGGCCUAAUAACCGACUUCGUAUUUCUUAGCAGUGCAAUCGAAGCAAUACGUAUCACAAACAGAAGCCGCACCUUGCCAUAUUUUCAACGGCUGAAAUUUCAUAGUCGUUUGCAGUUUUAAUUUUCAGGCAUAGCAACGUGUUUGGUCCAACAGUGUUCGCCGGUUCUGCGUGUAGCACUCACAUUCAAGACACGUACGUAUCUAAAUGUAUUUUGGAAAAGUUUUAAAGCAAUCAUCUACAUACACACUCGAUGCUUACACUGAACAAAAUCGUUCGUAAUUUUGCCUGAGUCGUUAUUUUCGUUUUCCAAAGUGAUGCGUUUCGAACACGUUAUGCUUUUCAUUUGCAAUGCGUGUAUUAUAUAAUCUUAUUGAUUUGAAGUUCUUCAUUAUCUGACAUGGUAACCAAAUUUUACGCGAAUUUAAACAUUACAUUUUUAACUUUAAAUGUUUAAUAUUGACUGUUCGAAAACUUGCACAAGUUGAGCAGUACAACUUCAGAUCCUAGUCACAUGACUACUCGUACACAUAAAUCGGUCAUUUCAAAGAUUCCUUUUUUUCACAAUGACAAAAAUUACAGAGUAAGUGGUGCAUAGGAAUCUGGGUACUUCACAGAGGUGUUUUGCUAUAAGUUGACCCCCUCUAACUUUUAAGUAUGACUGUUUACAAUACAAAAACUGGGUCUAAUGUGAGGUUUCACGUGCGAUAUAUAAUUAUUUUAAAUAGGGUGCUAUCGAAUCAUAUUGUAUUUUCUCAAAAAUCAAAAUUUUGUGUCAUUUAUUUAUCUGUAUCCGGGAUCAAACGACAUGGCAUAGGGCUGGAUACAUAUAAUGAAUGAAGAUGAAAAUGACAAUUGGACCCAUUCCAGUCCUAGAAAAACAGCCCCAAACCAUGAUGUUGCCUCCACGGUGCUUAACUGUUGGCAACUGAUACUUUUUGUUGAAUCUUUUCUUGCACUGGACGCCUUCCAAAAAGCCCAAAAUUCACCAAGUGUCUCCGCACUGUUCUGACAGAAUGAUUCUCGACACCAUUAUCUACGAUUCUUUUGAAAAUCUGUGUGACUGGCAUUCGAGAAUCUUCAUGGGACAAACGUUUAAUGUAGCGAUAAAAAAAAAAUUCUUUAAAAAUAUACAGGGUGUUCCAUUUAAAAAAAUAUAACUUUAUUCGAUAGCACUUCCGAGAUAGUAUAUAAAAAAGAAAAUGCCUGAAAAACUUUAUAUUAGUCCGUACAAAUUUUGUAAAUAACUUUUUCCCUAAAGGGUCAUGCAAAAAAGAUUUAACAUUGCAAACGAAAAUCAGCUUGACAUCAUACACGCCAUAGCUUUAAAAUAAAUCACUUUCGAAAACGAAAAUAUGUUUCGAUUCCUUCGUUUCGGAAAAAUUGUUAAUAAUCAUUCUCUCCAUAUUUUGAAUUCGAUAGUUCCAAUACUGCUUUAUUUUCAAACGUCUCUAUAGUGUAUCUUUGUUAAAAAAUUUAGGCUUAGAUUGCGACAAAUGCAACAUUUCUUGAGUGGCAGGAUUUUUUUGCCCUGUCCCCAAAAAUUAUUAAUAAUUUUUCAAAAUCACUGUUUUUGCGGAACGAAUGAUUGAGGCAUUAAACCAUAUUCAAAUUCAAUAUGCGACGCUCAAAAAAGACAUAUAUAAGUGAAGAUAAUGGAUUGGUUCACACAGGCAAAAUUUUUUAAUUGCUUAGUUUAUCACUAUCUUUUAUAAUACAAUCAUCUGAGUUAAGAUCGUUAUUUUCAGCAAAAUUAUUUUAUGGCAAAUUUGAUUAAUAUUUAUUUUUAUAAGCAUACAAGGUUUGUCGCAGAGUAACCAGAACAAAUAAAAAAUGAACAAACAUUUUUUGUUUCUGAAAAUCUUUCUCUACUUAUUCAAAGUAAUCUCCUUCAGAGUUAAUACAGCGAUUUUCACGGACCAAAAUAGGCACUUUGACGCUUGGUUUCAGGAUCGUAUUGAAAACACCACGUUUCUUCACCAGUCACAAUGUUGUACAGACAGUGUUUAUCUUUUUUGGCCUCUUUAAUGAUGCCUCGCGAAUGUUGAAUUCUAAGCAAUUUUUGGUCAUCCGUGAGCUUGUGCGGGUCAAACCGUGAAUACACCUUUCUCAUGCCCAAAUUCUCGGUCAAAAUGCGAUGGAUUGAAUCCCUAGAGAUAUUUAAUUCCAUUUCUUUGCAUCUCAAAUGAAGAUUUCACGUACUUUUUCGACGGCGUAAUCACAAAUUUUAGGUGGCCAACAUGUUCGCCGUCUUCCGAUAAUCCGAUAAUAGAUGGCGCUACUUGUAUCGGAUAUCUUUCAAAAGUCCUGUUUCCCUUGUAUAUGUUUAUACAUAUAUAUUUUAAAUAUUUAAAAUGCAUAUUGGAUUUGAAUAUAUGCUCGGUUGCCUGGAAAAUCAGGAUUUUCAUUUUACUGUUUCUCGUUCUGUCAUACGCUGAUUAUAAAUAACUAUACAAUAGAAAAUCCCAAAUAUCCGGCUUUUUUUAGACAGCCUGCAAAGCGAAACUUUUUGUUAAAUAAGCUACAUUGGUAUGGUUAAUUUUUUUUACAAAAAAUUAAGUACAAAUGCAGCUAAAUCUGACAAACUAAAAGAGUUGAUAAUUAUUAAUGCUCCGUUAAAGGCUACUAAAAAAUUCCGCAGAUUUUUGUUUCAAAAUAGAUCGAUGGAUAAAAAGUGAUGUGAGCGUGUAAUGAGAUAUAAAAAGAAAAUCCCGAUUUUUCGCUACUCUUCCAUUAUAAUUGUAAAAUAUUAUCGCAAAAAGUGCAAUGUCUUUUUUAUAAUUGUUCUUAGGCUUAUAGAUGUGCGUCGUCGUCGUGUCAAAAAUUGUGCAUAUUGUGACAAAAUGCGUGUGGACAGUUCUCACUUAGUGUGUACAUAUAGUAAUUCUAGCAGCGAAAAAUAAGCAUUAGUUUACAGCGACUUAAUUUUUCAAACAAAAAAAAUGAUGCAAAGACAUUAUUUAUUUUUUUUUCAUAUGCAUAGAUUUGUAAUGAAUAUGGAAAAUAAGAAAAAAAAAUGAAGAGUAGUUAUGGUUUUAUUUGCGGUAAUAUUUUACGCAAGGUGUACAUAGUUCUAUUUUAAAAUUAGGUCUCAUAUAUCGUUCAUUUCCCUAUAUGACUCUUCAAAGUUGUUAUGGAUCCUCAAAACUAUUUUCAUGGGAUGUAUUGCCCCUAUUUCAUUCCGAUGAAGAUCAUUGUCCAUUUUACAAUAUACCAUGCUAUGACAAAGAGUAGUUAUUGUCCACAGACUAAUCUAUUACUAUAACAUUUGCAAAGAAUUUAUGGCUAUUUUGACUGGACUAUUAGGUCAUUUAAACUUCGCGCUCGCUGUCUGCGGCUGACUGCUUCCGCCAUCUGGUCGGGUUUUUAUUCCCUAUCGACGAGUCAAGAAACAUUCCCGCGUUUUCGCGACCUUCCAUGGAAGUGGUCUAGAGGGCGGACUAUAAAUAAAUUAGAGAGAAAUAAGACAUGAAAACCUGUAAGUUAUUACAUAGCCAUUUCAAUUUUAGGGCGCUACACACAAUAGUACAAAAUCUAGUUUAGUAAUGGAAGGAAACGUUAGCUUGAAAUUCAAGUUGCCAGCUAUCUGGAUUCUAAACAUUUUAUGUCAGUUUGGCAACACCGCAUCGGUACAUUCAGUCAUCUAUGAGCGAAACGCGCGGAUCCUUGGCAGAACGAUCCGUGCAAACCUGUAAUAUUCCAAUAGCCGAUCACCUGGUUACAUCACCUACUGAUAUAUGCCAAGAACUAGUCAAAUUUCAUGUAUUUUGACACAAAUACGCCGAGAUUUUACUAGCUUUUAUCGCAUGUUUCUUUAUAUAACUACUCUUUGACCAUACUAGGAUCAUAUAUGACCAUAACGGGCAACGUCGACGCAACGCGGUACAAACGAGUUUAGACGUCACUUCACAGACGAACCAUCGAGGAAUAGAGGAACGAUCAGUUUUUGGUGGAGAAAUGAUAAAGUUCUUUUUGUUGAUACUCAUCCAAAGUAUGAUAGUAAUUAUCGUUCUUUUUACUGAUUACGUUGAUAUGUUGCUAUGUGUCGUGUCGGAUACGAUCCUAGUAGGGUAUAGUGGACGAAGGCCUUAGCUUUGAUCGUUACGUAUCUCGGCGCUACAGUCGUCAUUUCAUAUAUCGGGUGUCUCAAAUUUGACUAUCACCACUGGGAUCUAGGAACAGUACGGGAUAUGAAGCAGGUUAAAGCUUCUCAUUUAGGUGCAGAAAUGGUAUUUAUUUUAGAAGUUGGUAUUUUAGAUAGUUCCUCUUGGAAAUGGCAGCUUAUCGCGUGUCAUUGCCACCUUGCAGUGGAGAAAAAGCAGUAAAGUUAACAUUCAAUUAACUUUGAAAGUAAAUUCUAAGCGCCAUUUAAUUACUUGAAUGCACAACUUUGCCUCCAUUUAACCGACUUCAUAUCUCUUACCUGUUCUGAGAUCGCAUACCAAUGUCCUAUUUCAAAACUUCUUCACCCGUACUUGUGCUUUGAUACGAUUUUUGGGCAUUGAUCCUAUGAAAUAGAACGUUUUUUAUUUUUGAUAAUAUUAUCUUUUUCGUUGUACAAUGAAACUACCAAACGAUUAUGAGUUGAACGCCUGUUUUAUUUUUGGAAAUUCUCAAUAUAUUGGCUCAGGUUUUUUGUUCAACUCGGUUGUUGUUUCUAUUGGGAUUUCGGGGGAGAAUUUUCUCUCUAAUUCGCUAUUGUCUUUUCCUAACAGUACCGAUUGAAGCUAGAACAAAAUUUGAUUGGUUUAUAAAUUGUAUAGGUAAAUUGUAAAACUACUUGAAAGAAUAAAUAAAUAUUUUCCCC